AUGACCACCUCUCUCGACCAGCUCAAGCAAACUGGCACCGUUGUCGUGUCUGACUCGGGCGACUUUGAGUCCAUCGAUGUUUACAAGCCCCAGGAUGCCACCACCAACCCCUCACUUAUCCUUGCCGCUGCGGGAAAGGCUGGCUACGGUCGCCUAAUUGACUCUGCUGUUAAGUUCGGCAAGUCUAAGGGCGGAAGCGUUGAGGACCAGACGAACGCCGCCCUCGACCGCCUUCUCGUCGAGUUUGGCAAAGAAAUUCUGGCGAUCAUCCCCGGCCGCGUCUCCACCGAAGUCGAUGCUCGCCUUUCUUUCGACAAGGAGGCCACUAAGGCAAAGGCCAAAGAGCUGAUUGCCCUCUACGAGUCUGUCGGUAUCAAGAAGGAUCGCAUCCUAAUCAAAAUCGCAUCGACCUGGGAGGGUAUCCAAGCCGCCCGCGAGUUGGAGCGCGACGAUGGUAUCCACUGCAACCUCACUCUGCUCUUCGGAUUCGGUCAAGCUGUCGCCUGUGCUGAAGCCGGUGUUACUCUGAUCUCACCCUUUGUCGGCCGUAUCCUCGACUGGUACAAGAAAUCCACGGGCAAGAACUACGAGGGCGACGAGGAUCCCGGUGUCAAGUCUGUCAAGAAGAUCUUUAACUACUACAAGCAGCACGGGUACAAGACAAUCGUCAUGGGUGCUUCUUUCCGCAACACGGGCGAGAUCAAGGCUCUCGCUGGCGUCGAUUUCCUGACCAUCUCGCCAGCUCUCCUCGAGGAGCUCAAAAAGUCGACGGACCCAGUCCCCAAGAAACUGGACGCCUCUGCCGCCGCUCAGGCCGAACCUAUUGAGAAGGUCAGCUUCAUCGACAACGAGCCCGAGUUUCGUUGGACUCUGCUUCAAGACCAAAUGGCGUUCGACAAGCUCCACGAGGGUAUCAAGAAGUUCGCGGAGGAUGGCGAGACCCUCAAGAAGCUUCUCCGAGAAAAGAUCUCUGCCUAA
Molecule: messenger RNA, 978 nt
Organism: Cyclocybe aegerita
Lineage: Eukaryota; Fungi; Basidiomycota; Agaricomycetes; Agaricales; Hemipholiotaceae
Source: the annotation of a GenBank genome assembly